Messenger RNA from Fomitiporia mediterranea MF3/22, 3333 nucleotides. RefSeq names its product cysteine proteinase. Gene Ontology annotation, biological process: protein deubiquitination. Gene Ontology annotation, molecular function: cysteine-type deubiquitinase activity; cysteine-type endopeptidase activity. The record is from RefSeq and is a predicted model, not a curated record. Gene Ontology annotation, cellular component: nucleus; cytosol. NCBI's taxonomy places the organism in Eukaryota, Fungi, Basidiomycota, Agaricomycetes, Hymenochaetales, Hymenochaetaceae. The transcript has 5 exons. The coding region runs from base 1 to 3333 and encodes 1110 amino acids.
AUGCAAGACCGCUUCCGUACCCUCCUCGCUCGGCUCUCCCCUCUUUCCGCUCACUUUAAUUCAUAUUCAUCAUCCGAGUACUCAUACGCAUACUCCAACAAGUAUAGCUCGAACAACGCGGGUUUUUAUUUGUACCUGCUAGUGCAAGUUGCGCCCCUACUUGUCCUUCUCGGACUCCCUGCGCUUGCGCUGUUCUUCCUCCAUUGUGCUCGGCGGCGCACGAGUGGAUCUGCUGUUCGGCGUUUGGGAGGAAAGUUAGUGUGGUUUGUGUGUAUGGUCCUUGAGACAGUCUUUGGCGUCGCGAUUCCGCUCCCGUGGGGAUGGGGCGCUGGUUCUGGUAACGCAGAUGCUAAUAGCGGUGAAGGCAAAGCUGGGGACGAUAAGGAGAAGAGAAAGAAGAGGAAGGAGAAGGGGUGGAGGAAACGUAGGAGUAGUCAGUCUACAGAAGUGCCAGACAAGGAGUCGGAAGAGUCGGAUGACGAUGAAGACUUGUACUAUCCCGGGCUUGUCAAUAUCUCUGGGACAUACUGCUUUCUCAAUUCCGUGCUGCAGGCUACGGCGUCCCUGGCAUAUCUCCAGCCGUACCUCGACGCAAUCCACACACGCGCUGUUGACUUAGACGUACCCACUCCCGUCGUCGACACCCUCCAAGGAACUCUCCAAGCGCUGAACACACCCAAGUCGUCUCGCUCUUCUCUCCGGCCUGUACCGAUGAUCAACGCACUAUCGCAGCCAGCGCCGGGCACGCGCGGCCGUUCGAAGCUCUUCGCAUCGAGAGAACAUCAAGAUGCGCAAGAGCUCUUUCAGCUGCUUUCGGAGUGUAUCAAGAGUGAGGCGCAGGCUGUCGACGCUGAGGCUCAGCGGGAUCGUGGACUCGGCUCGUUUGCUUCGUCUUCCUCCUCUGCUUCAUCAUCUUCGUCAUUAUCGUCGUCGUCGACGUUAAGGGGCACAGACGAUGGAGAGGUAGAAUUGAGUUCAACGGGUGUGUUUGACGGCUUAACUGCGAAUCGAAGAAGCUGCGUCGCGUGCGGAUAUACAGAGGCGGUAAUGCAUUUUGCGUUCGCGACGUGGUCGUUAGCAUUACCCGCAGCAGGGUUCGGCGGGUCCUGUGCUUUACAAGAAUGUCUUUCCGAAUAUACAAGACUGGAGUUAUUAACGGACUGUGUAUGUCGACGAUGUUCGAUGCGCGCGACUUAUGCUCGGGUACGCGAGGAGGCGGAGCGUUUGGCUGAGGUGACGCGUGCUGGUGGACCGUCUGCGACGAGUCAGUAUAAGAAGAAGAAAGCGAGGGAGGCGAGGAGGAUGGAGAAGCUUGUUAGUGCUGCUAUUGAGGCAGGAAGGAUUGAGGAGGAUAUUAGGGGUGUUAAGAUGGAGAGGGUGAUUAGUUCUGCGUCGACGAAGCAGGCUAUGAUUGCGAGACCACCGAAGAUCCUCGUCCUCCACCUAAACCGCUCCCUCCACUUCGGCGGUCCUUACUCCUCACGCAACCCAAUCCGCGUACUCUUCCCAGAAAUCCUAGACUUAACACCAUAUACAACCUCAGGCCAACUCUGCACCGCGCCUUCCUCUCCUAUCUCUCCCCCGCCACCACCGACUGUCUUGAGCAUUCCGCGGAGUACGACGCCUACACAGGGGUUAUAUACGACGCCGAGAGUGUUGUAUAGGUUGAGUGCGGUGGUGGCGCAUUAUGGUGCGCAUUCGUUUGGGCAUUAUGUUUGUUUUCGGAGGAAGCCGAGGGUUAGUAGAAAAGGUUCUUGGACGAGUGGGACGGCGAAGAUGGGACAACCGAGUGUACCGCAGAUGCCUUGUCCGUAUGGGUGUGAGUGUACGUUAUGUACGACGUACGGACCUGUUCGCGAUUCUCCAACCAGCUCCUCCACCUCUGACAAUACCGAUUGUGAAGCAAAACUCCCGACGUACCGUCCACCUAAACCUGGGAAAGGAUGGCUCCGAAUAAGCGACGACGCCGUUGAAGAAUGUGGAAUGGAACGUGUGUUAGCGGAGGGGAGCGGCGCCUUCUUGUUGUUUUAUGAAAGAGUGCAGGUUCAAAAUCAGAGUCAUCCGAGUUCAGCAUUUGGACUUCCCCAGUCCUAUCCCUAUCAACAACUGCAAAACGCUAGCACGGUGCCGAGUUCGAGUAUUCGAAUAGACGGGAUUGGACAUCCAAGCGGAGUUGGAUUUGGUGGUGGUGGUGGUGGUGGUAGAGGGUUGGGAAGUAUAUACCAACACUUACACCUUCACAAUUCCAACGCUAAUGCACGCGGGACACCGAGGAGUUCUGAAGAGACUGUUCGACCCGCGGACGUGCUCUCUUCUUCAACCAACUCUUCCCCUUCCCCUUCCUCGUCCAUCUCAAUUCCCUCUUCCAUCUCUGCUUCCGAGAGGGCUGCAAGUGUGAGUUCCAGUGUGAGUAGUAGCUGGAGUGGAUCGGGGAGUGGAUGGAGAGAUAGAGAGAAGACUGUUAGGCCGAGAGUUGUUAGGAGGACGACUGCGGGGAGGAGGGAGAGGAGUCGGGAGGUUGAAGAGAGGGUGAAAGGCAAGGAGAAUGAAAGCGAGAAGGGGAAGGGGAAGGGGAAGGGGAAAGGAAAGGAGGAGGAAGUGCUGGUAAAUGAAGAGGAUAAGAAAGAUGAAGUGACAAAGAACGAGGAAGGAGACGGAGCGUCGUUGGAGGGCUCGAAACCGACGAUCGACUCGAUCCGAUUUACACACAGCACAGAGAACGGAAGCAAGCCUGAUGGAAAUGGGUCAGCAAUCCCUCUAUCUCUUCCGAACUGUCCCUCGAACGAGCUGGACGGGGAUGCGCGACAAGUAGGAACUGGUGAAGUUGAUUUGGAUUCCGUAUCGUUGUUAUCGGAGAGUAUUGUCAAAGUGGAGUUACCUUUGCCUUCUCCCCCGCGUACGCCGAGUCCUGGUCCCGGUCCCGAUGCUAUGUCGAAUCCGCGUCGAGACACAGAGAAGGAGAAGAGCUUGUCCUCGCCUGUACGAAAUUCAACCAACCCUGCUUCUCUGCCUUCUUCAUCCUCUUCUCAACCUCAACCUCAAAACGGCCAACGUCCGACACAAAUUCAAACACCCCGUACACCAUCACCUACACCCUCUCCGAUCCCUUCCACUCCCUCCCCACCGCCCUCUCCAGCUAAACGAAAAACAGCAAAGAACAGAGCUCGCGCGGCAAGGAAACACUCAACCAACCCUACCUCUUCCCCUUCCGUUUCGUCAAAUACCAGUGCGAAUUCAAGUUCAAACUCCGGAGGAAGUGGGAUGUUAUCUAGACCCAGUCCAGCAGACCGUGCGGCAGCUCCCGUUCCUGCUGCUGUUGGGUUACGUGCAUAA